Malania oleifera is the source of this 2210-nucleotide messenger RNA. RefSeq lists its product as uncharacterized. The transcript has 5 exons. Bases 1 to 2016 code for a protein of 671 amino acids. The record is from RefSeq and is a predicted model, not a curated record. Lineage: Eukaryota; Viridiplantae; Streptophyta; Magnoliopsida; Santalales; Ximeniaceae.
AUGGAGAUGGAGCAACCCAUGUUUAUGAUGACUGCCUCAAUUGGUACAAGUGAUAACAUAAUCAAUGGUAGAGGCAACAGAGAAGAGGGCAGCAAAAGCAGAAGCUCAUCAAUCCCAAUUAGUGAACUUGAAGCACCAGAUGAGCAGGGACACCCCUUCGAAACACUAAAGAUUAAUGACAUUCCCUGUAGGAGCAACACCACAGAAAACAAGCUGUCUUGGUUGCACUCUCAGGUCAUCGGCACCAACCGCACAUUUAUUUCCCCAUUCGGGGAGCGUCGAAUCACCUAUGCCGAUCAUACUUCCACUGGUCGGAGCCUCCGCUACAUUGAAAAUUUCAUUCUUAAUAAUGUUCUUCCCUUCUACGGGAAUACCCACACAUCCGACAGCCACGUUGGGCAACGGACUACAAGAAUGGUGAAUGAAGCAAGCACGUACAUUAAGAGUUGCUUGGGCGGAAGAGCAGAGGAUGCCAUCAUGUUUUGUGGGUCAGGCACCACGGCCGCAAUAAAGCGGCUUCAAGAGGUCAUGGGCAUUGUCGUGCCGUCAACUCUAAGAGAGAGAGUACUAAAAAGCCUAAGCAAUGAGGAGAGGUGGGUGGUUUUCGUUGGGCCUUACGAGCACCACUCCAACAUCCUCUCAUGGCGCCAAAGCCUAGCAGAGGUUGUGGAGAUUGGUCUAGAUGACAAUGGCUUGUUAGAUGUGGAAGCUUUGAGAAUGCAGCUACAGUACUAUCAGGCUACAAACCGGCCCAUGUUGGGUUCUUUCUCGGCCUGUAGUAAUGUCACUGGACUUUUCACUGACGCUAGGGCUCUCGCCCAACUUCUUCACCAAUUUGGAGCAUUUGCAUGCUUUGACUUUGCAGCUAGCGGUCCUUACGUGGAAAUUAACAUGCAAUCAGGGGAAACUGAUGGCUAUGAUGCUAUUUUCCUUAGUCCGCAUAAAUUUUUAGGAGGCCCUGGGUCACCUGGUGUCCUAUUAAUGAGCAAAGUUCUGUAUCAACUAAGAUCUUCUCCUCCAUCUACUUGUGGGGGUGGAACUGUUGAAUUUGCCAAUUGCUACAGUGAAAAGGAUACUCUUUAUUAUGAGGAUGUAGAAGAAAGGGAAAAUGCAGGAACGCCGCCACUUAUCCAAACCAUUAGAGCAGCAUUGGCAUUUUGGGUAAAGGAGUACAUAGGCUAUGAAGUUAUUGAAACAAUAGAGCACAAGUACAUACAAAAAGCACUUCAAAGGCUUUUCCCCAAUCCUAAUAUACUGGUUUUAGGAAAUACAAACGUGAAGCGACAAGCUAUUUUGUCGUUUCUCAUCUACUCAACUACACAUUCAUCCUCAUGUGAUACAAAAACAUGUGAGCUUGAUAAUGAAGAUGGAGAAGGAAGAGAUGGAGCACUUUACAUGUUAGGUCAUUCAGGUAGUAAAAAGGGUAAGCCUCUUCCAGCACCAUUUGUUGCAAAGCUACUUAAUGACUUGUUUGGCAUCCAAGCUCGAGGUGGGUGCUCUUGUGCUGGGCCUUAUGGUCAUAGAUUGCUUAACAUAGAUGAGGCUUGCUCCCUCGCCUUUCGAUGUGCUAUUCAAAAGGGUUUUUGUGGAAUAAGGCCUGGAUGGGCAAGAAUUAGCUUCCCUUACUACAUGACUGAAGAUGAGUUUGAGUUCAUUCUAACAGCUUUGGAGUUUGUAUCUAUCUAUGGCCAAAGGUUCCUCCCUUUGUAUCACUUCAACUGGAAAACUGGAAACUGGACAAUCCAGAAAAAGGCUUUGAAGGAAACACUAGUAGUUAAUGAGAAUACCCAAAAUUUGUGUGACUCGCCUUUGACCAGUGCUUUGGGAGCCCUAAAGUUGGACCUUGACAAAUCUAGAGAGCAGAAUGAAGAUCAGUAUAAAGAGGUUCAAACGAUUCAUAAGUUUGCAACAUAUUUGGAUACUGCAACUUACAUUGCGAGUCAUCUCCCUAAAUUCCCCCGCCAACGAAGGAUUCCAUAUGACAUACAACCUAAGUUCCUGCACUUUAGAGUCUAGUUCUCUACUGCAUUAUUUAUAUCUUUAUGAAUUCCUUCCUCAAAUAAUGUUUUAUCUUAUUCAACCUAAUAUUUCUUCUUUAAGACAACACCUAGCUUGUAUGCAAAGCCCUAACACAAUGUUAAGAGUCAAGAAAAAACAUGAUGUAUGCAACCUUAUUUCUAUAUUUAAAUAAGUUAUUUUUGUGAUGUAAA